Molecule: messenger RNA, 1713 nt
Organism: Oryza brachyantha (malo sina)
Lineage: Eukaryota; Viridiplantae; Streptophyta; Magnoliopsida; Poales; Poaceae
Product: protein MANNAN SYNTHESIS-RELATED 1-like
Exons: 6
Coding region: 152-1420 (422 amino acids)
Source: RefSeq, a predicted model, not a curated record
CUCCUGCUCCAGCGGCAAAGCCGGCACUGACCUCGUGCUGCUGCUCGUCCUCCGGGUCUCUGUCCUCCUCCCCUCCCCCCUCACUCUCUCCACUCUCCACUCUCCAGCCAGCCUCUCCCUCCCCGGGCUGCGUUCCUGUCGGUGGAGCGCAAUGACGGUCGACCCGCGGCAGCUGGUGGCCGGCUUCCUCACCCUGUCCAUGUUCGUCAUGCUCGGCAACAUGAUCAAGCACGACCACUUCACCCCCGUCGGCGGCGAGGAGUUGGCCUUGGAGACAGCAGGUGUAGAUUCAAACGAAAUUAAAGUUGCAGAUACAACCGAAAUAACCAAGGUCAAUACGGUUGGAGUGGAUCUACCAAAGGAGACCGCUGAGGAGAUUAGACCUUGCUGGUCCAAACCAAGCCCAAAUGUUCAGGAGUCUAAGGGUUUUGUUACAUUCUCAUUGACUAUGGGCCCUGAAUUCCACAUCUCACAGAUUACUGAUGCUGUGGUUAUUGCAAGAUAUCUAGGUGCGACACUUGUACUUCCAGAAAUUAGAGGAAAUGAGUUAGGGAAGAGGCGCAAAUUCGAAGACAUGUAUGAUGUGGAUAAAUUCAUGACAAGCUUGGAUGGAGUGGUCAAAGUAGUACAUUCACUUCCUAAUAGAGUGUCUGCUAAGAAGCCAGCAGUAAUUAGAGUACCAAACAGGGUGACUGAAGAAUUCAUCUCGGGAACCAUUGAGCCAAUCUUCCAAAGAAAUAACUACUUACGACUUGCGACUAUUUUCUCUUCAAUAAGUUUAAAACAAAAGGAGUCAAGCAACAAGGACUUGGACUCUACUGCUUGCCUCGCAAUGUUCAGUGGCCUUGAGUUGAAACCUGAAUUUUCAGCAGUAGCCAAACAUAUGUUGGACAGGCUUAAAGAAAUAAGCAAGCCCGACGGGAUGGUUAUAGCAGUCGAUAUGCAGACUGAAUUGCUAGAAAAGAAGAAUUGUAAAACGAGUGGAGGUUCAAGAAGAAGAGGCUGUUAUUACCCUCAGGAAGUUUUGAACUUCCUGAAGAAGGUUGGCUUCUCUGCUAAUACAACAAUCUACUUGACAGAGACAUGGUGGCACAAAAGCCUGAAUACUCUGAAGGAGGCAUUUCCAAACACUUACACCAAGGAUGAUAUAAUGCCAGCCGCUAACAAAGGUGAAUUCCUGAAAUCUGGAGAUUCAUACCUAGCAAGAGCGCUGGACCUCAAAAUCUGCUCGGAGAGCGACGUGUUCGUCCCUGCCAUCCCUGGCCUAUUCUAUGGGCAUGUCGCCGGGAAGAGGAUAGCAUCAGGCCUGACCAACAUUAUAGUUCCUGCUCCAGUGUCCAGCACUUCAGCUCUGGCUUCAGAGUUCAUCUCCACAUAUAUUUCCAAGAAGAGUCAUCUUGCCUACUCAUGUUACUGCUAGUACUGUUUUUUAUCAUAAUCAUUAUCAAUAAGUUCAACUGAAGUGAGUUGCUUGGCCAAAAGCUUUGGGUACAUAUGUAAGUCCUUUUGUUGUAUACCAGUUCAUGAUGUUGUGAGUCUGAGAAACAGUAUCAUCUGUCUGUUACAUAAUGUUGUUGAGAACAAAAGGAGAGAAGCACAAAAUUAGUGUGCUGAAAAAUGGGCAUUAGAUUAGGCAUGUGGAAAGAGUGUGCUUCAUGUACUACCAAGUUAUGGUUCAUCAGCUGGAAAUUGCUCUAAAAUACUUUCAUAGGA